Molecule: messenger RNA, 3781 nt
Organism: Dipodomys ordii (Ord's kangaroo rat)
Lineage: Eukaryota; Metazoa; Chordata; Mammalia; Rodentia; Heteromyidae
Gene: Fbf1
Product: Fas (TNFRSF6) binding factor 1
Exons: 29
Coding region: 232-3474 (1080 amino acids)
Biological process (GO): establishment of epithelial cell polarity; cilium assembly
Cellular component (GO): ciliary transition fiber; centriole; ciliary basal body
Source: RefSeq, a predicted model, not a curated record
CUGACGGAGCUGGGCGGCCCGAGUGAAGUCGGAACCCGCUGCUCGGGCAGGGCCGGGGGCCCGACGACCGUGCCCUCGAGGGGUCGGCGCUUAACGGGAACACGGGGUGGGCUGGAGGACCACAGGCUGCACCCGUCGAGGCUGGCUGGGGAAUAUGAGACCGUGUGGGCAGAAGUCAAAUGAGCUGGACAGUACCCUGAAAGAGCUGCAAGAAAUCUCCAGGGCUCAGAAAUGGCACUAAGAGCUAAGAAGGGAUUCCGAGGCUCCAUUGAUGAUGUCCUCAGUGACCUCCUGGGGGAUGACUUGAUACCCCCUGAGAAGCCUGUUGGACCAGCCUCAAAUGCCAAAGACAUGACAGGUGUACCUCAGGGGCUCCCUUCAAAGACAAGGGCAAGGUCCCACCAAGGAGACAAUGUCUUUGGCACCCAGGAAGACUUGGCAGGAGCUGAUGCGGGGAUUUCAGAUAUCUCCGAUGCAGAUCCAGAGGCCUUGCUGAAGACCUUAAAGGACCUUGAUGACAUGGAUGCUGACAUCUUGGGUCUGAAGAAGUCUCACCCAGCCACUGGCAAAAAUGCUGCCAAGGGUUCUGGGAAAGAGCUGCCUAGCAAUUCCAAACCUGCUGAAAAGCUCUUGGCCAGUGAGAAAGGGGCCACCAUUUCCACCAAGAAGUCAUCUCCCUCUCCCAGCAGCUCUGGGCCUCAGUACAGGAAAUUUUCCUUUGAAGACCUGGAAGAUCCCCUGGCAGGACUUCUCUCUGAUGAUGAGGAAGAAAUGUCCAUGAAGCCCCCUGUGACAGAGAAUAAAUCAGCUGUGGACCAGGGCCCCAGCUCAGGUGGAGGUCCAGGUCCCUCUAUUCCUCUGACUCCUGGGGACACUCCCAUUCGAAAGAAGGAAGAUUCGCUGUUUGACGAUGGGGACGACAUCAUGGCAGCCCUGGGCUUUAGUGACAGCCCCAAGGCAGACAAGAGGCAGAUGGGAGACCAGGAAGGGCCCCGCCCCGCACGCUCCAAGCUGGAUGAGCUGCUGGGCCGGGGCACAGCCACCAAACUCCUGGCUCGCCCUGGCACUGGGGAGCACGGAGACUUCAAGCUAAACAAGAAGUACCAGAAGCCUCAGGGUGAACAAGCCCUCGGGAACAGGACAGGACAAGACAAAGAAGACAGCUGGGAUGAUGAUAUCUUCACCUUCGGCGCUUACAAGCCCUCCGUGGGCUCCUCCGAGGGCCGGCAGUCCCGCCGGCAGUCUGUCAGCAGGUUCUUAGCAGAAGGUGGCCCAGACCCCAAGGGAGAACUGGGUUCCAAACAGAGCCCUCAAGCGACUUCCAGCCCCAUCAGCUCCAGAAAGGGCGGAGCAGACUGGUUGGGCCUCAAGGAUGAUGACUUGGACCUGCUACCUCCAUCUCCCAUCCCAGAGGUCCAACAGGAAGGCUCAACAACCUCUCCACCCUCCCUACCUGCUCCAGCCAGUCAGCACUCUGCCCCCGCUGCACUACCAUCAACAGCAAAGGUACCAGCCAAGAACACAGGGCCCCCUGUCCGAGCCAGCCAGGCCUCCACACAGGGAGCAUCCAAGGAGAAAGAAGAGGAGGAUGACUGGCUUAGCCACGUCUUGUCUCAGAAGAAGUCCCAAGGUUUGGCCAGAGAGGAACAUGCUGGGGCCCAGAACUUGAUGGGAACAGCCCGCCGGCCCCAUUCCAGCAGCCAACCCGGUGCCAGCACUCGGGGCACUGAGCAGGCAGUUGCUGGAGCAGCCUCGAGAGCAACAGUGGAAGAAAUGCCAGCUGUCCCGCCCACCGUCGCAGGGUCCCCCAUGAGUUGGAGCCAGACUGCCUUGGCCCCCCCAACAAUGGACCCAAAGAAGGGAACAACCCCUGGAGACUCUGCUGCCACUGAACCUGUGAUUUAUGACUCACGCACUCAGGAACCUACAGUGCCUGUCCAGUCUCUACACCCAGGGUCCUUCAUGCAGAGCCUGCCACCAGGUACAAGAUACCAGAAGCAGCUCCUGGCAGCCCCCACUCAGCUUCAGAGUGGCACUGCCCAGCUCGAAGCAGAACUGCUGGAAAGCCAGGCCCGGGUGGGCGAGCUGGAGGCCCAGGUGCGGAAGCUGGAGCUAGAGCAGAGCCAUCACAAACUGCUGCUGGAGAGUCUGCAGCAGCGGCACCAAGCAGACCUGGAGCUCAUGGAGAAUGCACACAGAAGCCGCAUCAAGAUGUUAGAAACCUCAUACCAACAACGCGAGGAGCGGCUCCGGAGAGAGAACGAGGAAUUAUCCACUCAGUAUCUGACGCACUGCAAAGAGGCUGAGCAGGCCCGAGCUGAGCUUACAGCCCAGCACCAACGGCGCUUAGCAGCAGCUGCACAGGAAAAGGACCAAGAGAUAGAGCGGCUCCGGGACUUGCAGCGGGUGUCCAUCCAGGAGAUGCACAGGGACCACGGGGAGCAACUGCAGCGGCUGAAGCUGCUGAAGGACCAGGAGAUCGACGCGGUCACCAGUGCCACCUCCCACACGAGGUCACUGAAUGGCAUCAUCCAGCAGAUGGAGAAGUUCUCCAGCAGCUUGAACGAGCUGUCCUCCCGCGUGGAGGCCUCCCACGUCUCUACCUCUCAGGAGCGGGCGCUGGGCAUCCGGCAGCAGGACGAGCAGCUGCGAGCAUUGCAGGAGCGGCUGGGCCGGCAGCAGCGGGACAUGGAGGAGGAACGAGGCCGGCUCCAGGAGGUCAUCGUGAAGAUGGAGGCGCGCCUGAAUGAGCAGAGUCGGCUCCUGGAGCAGGAACGCUGGAGAGCGACUGCUGAGCAGUCCAAAGCAGAGUCCACACAGCGUGCCCUUGAGGAACAGAGGAAGGUCAUGUCCCAGCAGCUCACCAUAGAGAGGGAGGAGCUGGAGAGAGCCAAGAGUGCCCUGCUGGAGGAACAGAAGUCUGUCAUGCAGAAGUGCGGGGAGGAGCGGCGGCGCCUGGCAGCUGAGUGGGCCGAGUUCUUCCUGCAGCAGAAGCUAAGUAAGGAACGGGCGGAGCGCGAGGCCGAGCGGGCGCUGCAGGUGGAUUCCCAGCGGGAAGGUGCCAUCAUCAGCCUGGCGAAGGAGCAGGCAGAGCUAAAGGUCAGAACCAAAGAGCUCCAGGCCAAGGAGGAGCGACUGGCAGCUGAGCGGGAGGCUCUAGAGCGAGAGCAGCAGGAACUCCGGCUGCAGCAGGAGAAAAUCCACGCUUCCGCCCUGCGCCUCCAGCUCCGCAUGGAGGAAGUGGAGCAUAUGAGCAAGGUGGCCUCCAAGAAGUACGAAGAGGGUGAGCAGGCGCUGCGGGCAGCCCGGCUGGUGCAGUCUGAGCAGCAGGCCCGGCUGCAGGUGCAGCAGGAGCAGCUACGGCAGCAGGAGCAGCAUGUGCACCAGGCAAGCCCCUGUCUCCUGCCCUCCUCCCCCACACUCAGCUGCACACCCUCCCCACUCAGUCAGUCCUUCUCUUCGGGGCUGGAAUAGGAGCACCUGAGCCUGGCCCAACAGAGGCAGCAGCUGGACCAUACGCGAGACCUGCCUUCCAGCAUCCUGGAGCUCUCCACAGCCCAGCUUCCCACAGCCCACAACCAGAUUGCCUCCGUGAACUCUGCUCCUGCCAUCUCCCAGUACAGCAAACCGUCAGCAGGCCCAGGCUCCAUUCACCUCAUCACCAGGCUACUGCUGCUGAAGUACACGGCUGAGCAGGACAGAGAGUUCCUGGAGGAUGAGAAGUUCUUCCUGGAGACACUGAAGAAAGCUUCCUACAACCUGGCGCCACACUCCACCUGAG